UGAUUCGAGAGAGAGAUGGAGAGAGAGUGAGAGAGAUUCCUGUUGCUUUUUGUCACUACUGGAUCAAGUAAAACGAUGCACGACUACCACUGUUCUUUUUCCUCCAUUUUCACAUCAGUUUUCAACUGUCGGUAAUCCCACAACCUUAUUUAAGCUAUGAUUUCGGUCUCCCCAGCAAGACAAAGCAAUCAGAUCAUCCCUCCAUAGUCCAUGCUCUCUUCCCUCCUCCUCCCCUCCUCUCUUGUCAGGAGACAGUGGUCUCAGUAAUCACCUCUUCAUUCUUCUCAACCACAAAAGGCAGCUCUUUCCAGUGAUGGAUCAGCGGGUUCUCCCAACAACAGAUUCUUGGCCUUACUUCCUAGGCAAGAGUAUGGAGGAAAUGAGGCAAUCUCUCUUGUACGCGACGUUCGAGCUCGAGUGCACGCGCAUUGCGGCGAAGGAGGAGAUAGAGAGGCAGGAGCAACACACCAAGGACUUGCUGCAACUUCUGCAGCAGGCCUACAGAGAAAGGGACGAGGCGAAUGAGAAGUGCAAGAAGCUCUUGUUUCUUCAGACCAACACCACCACCACUGGAUCGCCGCCGGAGGAGACGGCCACCGUCCUCAAACGGGUCGAUUCCACCACCUCCGAGUGCGACAGCAUCUCCCGCGCCUCCUCCUCCCCUGUCGACUCCUUCUUAGACUUCGACCACUCCGACGACCAAAACCGGAUUUCUCCACCGCCGCAGCCGGUGCCGGCAACGACAGUGGCAACGACCACCGUCCAUUGCGACGUAUGGCCGGAGACGGACAUGAAGCUGCCGGAGAAAGGGAAGCUCCUCCAGGCGGUGAUGAACGCCGGGCCGCUCCUGCAGACGCUCCUCCUCGCCGGGCCGCUACCACAGUGGCGCCAUCCUCCACCGCCGCUCGAGUCUUUCCAGAUCCCUCCCGUCGCUGUGGCCAUAUCCGGUGGAUCGGCUGUGACGGAGGGUUCGCCGGCUAUCUCCAGGAAGAGGUCGCCGGAAUCCUACGACUCCGGCGACCGCUCCGUCAAGCUCCAGCGGCUCCACUAGGGCCGCUGUUGGGUGGGCCCUUGUGGUCCUUGGCGCUUUUCCUUCCUAAUCCUACCCCACUAACCUAAAGGAGGGGUGAAAAAUUACCAAAAUGGGCACGAUUGCACGGUCAAAAGCCCCGGAAGCAACCCCCACCACGGCAGUGCCAGUGAGAGAAGCCAUGCCGUUGACCUGUUGACUCAGAAAUGACGAUCUUAGACAACCGGAUUCCGGCGGCUCCUGUUCCCUCUGGGAAAAAGAAUCAGAGGCGAAGCGGACCAUGGAGACGUCCGAGACGAGACGGCGCGGGAGAGACGGAAACGAGGCAGUUGCCCAUUUUUGUAAUUUUUCCUUUUUGGUUAAUAUGUACGUUUCAUUUUCUCUAAUUUAAUUUGGUGAGAUAAUUAGUCGACUAAUUCUCUCUAAUCUAAUAUAUUGGUACAAAUAUGGCCCA
Molecule: messenger RNA, 1484 nt
Organism: Nymphaea colorata (pocket water lily)
Lineage: Eukaryota; Viridiplantae; Streptophyta; Magnoliopsida; Nymphaeales; Nymphaeaceae
Exons: 2
Coding region: 314-1051 (245 amino acids)
Source: RefSeq, a predicted model, not a curated record